AAAGGGGAGGGUCUGGUCGUAGAUGAGGUGACUGUGAAAGUGGAGGGCGAAGCUCCUCUGACAUGGAAUGUAGACGAGACUCACUUAGGAGAAGGACACUCACAGGGCAGAGAUUUCUUAGAUUAUAGGGAAAGCUUAGAGAAAAAUCAAAAUGUCGCGACCCACUCCCCUUUACACACACUCAGAGAUCGCGACCCAGUGUCCACGUCGAUGGGGCCUUCCGAUUCACACAGCCGUGUCCUUUUCGAUCAGGUAUUGUACUCAAAGGACCAAAGGGCCAAGACUCUGGGAGGGGGAGCAACAUCAGGCAAUACUAAAGAGAAGCGGUUCCUCUGCAUGUUCUGUAACAAAGGCUUCAGGUGCACCCAGAUGGUGGAGAUCCACCAGAGGGUACACACAGGGGUGAAACCCUUCAGCUGUACCCAGUGUCACAUGAGCUUCGCCCAGGCUAGCAGCCUGAAGAGGCACCAGAGGGUCCACACAGGGGUGAAACCAUUCAGCUGUACCCAGUGUCACAUGCGCUUCGCCCAGGCUGGUGACCUGAAGAGGCACCAGAGGGUCCACACAGGAGAGAAACCCUACAAAUGCCCCCAGUGUGAGAGAAGUUUUUCCCACCAGCACCAUCUGAAGAUGCAAAUGAAGGUCCACACAGGAGAGAGGCCAUUCAGAGAGUAA
Molecule: messenger RNA, 675 nt
Organism: Coregonus clupeaformis (lake whitefish)
Lineage: Eukaryota; Metazoa; Chordata; Actinopteri; Salmoniformes; Salmonidae
Product: gastrula zinc finger protein XlCGF49.1-like
Exons: 1
Coding region: 211-675 (154 amino acids)
Biological process (GO): regulation of transcription by RNA polymerase II
Molecular function (GO): RNA polymerase II cis-regulatory region sequence-specific DNA binding; DNA-binding transcription factor activity, RNA polymerase II-specific
Source: RefSeq, a predicted model, not a curated record